AUGCGCUGGACAAUGCUGUGUGAGUCAGACGCACGUAUGGCACUUGCGGAACCAGUCCCUACGGCUUAUUUUAAUUCGGAUCCUCAAGGGAACUGUGAGGCGUCACUGGAUGAUGUGCGGCUCAACUCUUCAACUAGAACUGUUGAGGUCCCCAACAUUGAGACAGUUGAAGACACGAAGACAGAGGGAUGUCGGAUAGACACGUGUGGUUUCAAAGCCUCUUCGCCUCCUGCCUCCAGUGUGUGGACAACACGACGGGACGGCGAGGUCAGGCUGAGGAUGGAUGAGCGGGGCAUAGGCAGCGAGGCACCGAAGACUGUUCAUGAGCUGUUCCGGGAAGCUGCUAAUAAAUAUGGAGAUUAUUAUGCCCUUGCAUCCAAAAAGGGUGGCCAGUGGAUAAAACUAACAUACAAGAUGUACUAUGAUGAGUGCUGGAAAGCAGCCAAAAGCUUUCUGAAGCUGGGACUAGAGCGUUUCCAUGGAGUGUGCAUCUUGGGAUUUAAUUCUGCAGAGUGGUUUAUUGCUGACAUUGGCGCUAUCCUUGCAGGUGGAUUUGCUGUUGGUAUCUACACUACAAACUCUCCUGAGGCCUGUCAUUAUGUAGCAGAGAACUGUAGCGCUAACGUGGUGGUUGUGGAAAACCAUAAACAGCUGCAGAAAAUCCUAGAAAUUCAGCAUAAACUACCUCAUCUGAAAGCAAUUAUCCAGUAUGGGGAAGAGCUAAAAGAGAAGAGGCCAAAUCUGUACUCUUGGAGCGAAUUCAUGGACCUUGGCAAAGACGUUCCAGAUGCUCAGCUCCGUGAAAUCAUUGAGUCGCAGAAGCCUAACCAGUGCUGUACACUAAUAUAUACCUCGGGGACAACUGGACAGCCAAAGGGAGUGAUGCUCAGUCAUGACAACCUGACGUGGACGGCGGCAGCGGCAGGGCGUUUCAUAAUGCUGACGGAUGCUACAGAGAAGCAGGAACUGGUGGUCAGCUAUCUGCCCCUCAGCCACAUCGCUGCACAGAUGUCAGAUAUUUGGUCGGCAAUGACAUUCGGCGUACAAGUUUUCUUCGCUCAGCCAGAUGCGUUAAAGGGCACCUUGGUGGACACCCUGCGGGAAGUGAGGCCAACUGCUUUUUUGGGAGUUCCUCGCGUCUGGGAAAAAAUGGAAGAAAAAAUGAAAUCCAUAGGCGCAAAAUCAUCAGCGCUCAGAAGAAAAGUUGCAUCGUGGGCCAAGGGAGUCGGUUUGCAGACAAACCUGAAGCGGAUGAACAGGUAUUCUGAAGUCCCGGUGAAUUUCCGCUUAGCCAGGCACUUGGUGUACAAGAAAGUGCGAAAGGCCAUUGGGCUGGACCGGUGCACCAAGUGCUACACGGGGGCUGCUCCCAUUACCAGAGAGACGCUGGAAUUUUUUUUAAGUCUCAACAUCCCUGUGUUGGAGCUGUACGGCAUGAGCGAGAGCUCGGGGCCUCACACGAUCUCUCUACCUCACGCAUUCAAGCUUACCAGCUGUGGAAAGGAAGUCACGGGCUGCCGGACGCUGAUUCAUAAGCCAGAUGGAGAUGGCAACGGAGAGAUUUGCUUCUCGGGCAGACACAUCUUCAUGGGCUAUUUGAACAUGGAAGAAAAAACCAAAGAGGCGAUUGAUGAAGACGGCUGGCUGCACUCAGGGGACCUUGGCAAGCACGAUAAGGAUGGAUUCCUCUACAUCACUGGCAGAAUUAAAGAGCUCAUCAUCACUGCAGGAGGUGAGAAUGUUCCUCCCGUUCCCAUUGAGGAUGCUGUAAAAGACGCUGUUCCCAUCAUCAGCAAUGCAAUGUUGGUUGGAGACAAAGCAAAAUUCCUUGCUAUGCUUCUGACGCUAAAGUGCAACACAGACACAGAAACGGGUGAGCCAGGAGACGAACUCACCCCAGAAGCUGUUGAAUACUGCCAGAAACUGGGCAGUAAAGCCACAAAAGUCUCCGAAAUCAUCAGCAGCAAAGACAAGGCCAUCUACGCGGCUAUCCAGAAGGGAAUUUCAGCAGUCAACGAGGGAGCGGUAUCGAAUGCUCAGAAAGUCCAGAAAUGGGUCCUUCUUGAGAAGGACUUUUCUCUCUUUGGUGGGGAGCUCGGCCCAACAAUGAAGCUGAAGCGAUCGGUGGUGGCGCAGAAGUACAAAGACCAAAUCGCUCAGUUUUAUGCGGAUGCAGAUACGGUGACCACAACGGAGAACGCUCUUCGGCAGUAG
Charadrius vociferus (killdeer) is the source of this 2214-nucleotide messenger RNA. It is a transcript of the gene ACSBG2, whose product is annotated as acyl-CoA synthetase bubblegum family member 2. The coding region runs from base 1 to 2214 and encodes 737 amino acids. Lineage: Eukaryota; Metazoa; Chordata; Aves; Charadriiformes; Charadriidae. Gene Ontology annotation, molecular function: long-chain fatty acid-CoA ligase activity. The transcript is spliced from 15 exons. The record is from RefSeq and is a predicted model, not a curated record. Gene Ontology annotation, cellular component: membrane; endoplasmic reticulum.